Chanos chanos (milkfish) is the source of this 1557-nucleotide messenger RNA. RefSeq names its product cathepsin K (gene ctsk). Bases 91 to 1086 code for a protein of 331 amino acids. The record is from RefSeq and is a predicted model, not a curated record. The transcript is spliced from 8 exons. Gene Ontology annotation, molecular function: cysteine-type peptidase activity. Gene Ontology annotation, biological process: proteolysis. NCBI's taxonomy places the organism in Eukaryota, Metazoa, Chordata, Actinopteri, Gonorynchiformes, Chanidae.
CUUGGAUAUAAUAGUCUGUCGCCGACCUAGUUUCGAAAACAGGAGGACGCGAAGGACAUAGUUUGGGAUCCCACCGACCUAGAAUUAAGAAUGCAUUUGUGUGUUGGUGUACUGCUGCUUGUGGGGUCAGUUCUGGCCCAUUCGCUGGAUAACCUUUCCCUGGAUGCAGCCUGGGAGGGGUGGAAGAACACUCACAAGAAGGAAUACAAUGGCCUGGACGAGGAGGCAAUUCGUAGGACCAUUUGGGAGAAGAACAUGAUGCUGAUUGAAGCUCAUAAUAAAGAGUAUGAGCUGGGAAUCCACUCCUAUGAACUGGGCAUGAAUCAUUUGGGUGACAUGACAUCAGAGGAAGUAGCGCUGAAGCUGGCUGGCCUCAUGUUGCCAUUGAAUAAAGAUCGUAACAACACGUACAUUCCCGAAGACUCACUGAAGAGACUCCCCAAAUCCAUCGACUACCGCAAACUGGGCUAUGUCACGUCAGUCAAAAACCAGGGGUCCUGUGGCUCUUGCUGGGCCUUCAGCUCUGCAGGUGCUCUGGAGGGUCAGCUUUUUAAGACUAAGGGCCAACUAGUUGACCUCAGCCCUCAGAACCUGGUCGACUGUGUCAAAGAGAACUAUGGCUGCGGAGGUGGCUACAUGACCAACGCCUUCAACUACGUGAAACAAAACGGAGGCAUCGACUCAGAGUCCGCCUACCCCUACGUGGGACAGGACCAGCAAUGCGCCUACAGUGCAUCUGGAAAGGCGGCAGAAUGCCGUGGCUACAAAGAAGUGCCGGAAGGUAACGAGCGGGCGCUUGCCUCAGCGUUGGUCAAGGCUGGCCCGGUGUCUAUUGGCAUCGAUGCCACUCUGUCCACUUUCCAGUUCUACAAGAGAGGUGUGUAUUAUGACCGCAACUGCAAUCAAGAAGACAUCAAUCAUGCGGUUCUCUUAGUGGGCUACGGCGUCACAACCAAAGGGAAAAAGUACUGGAUCGUCAAGAACAGCUGGGGUGAGGAUUGGGGAAACCAAGGUUACAUUUACAUGGCACGAAACCGCGGCAACCUCUGUGGCAUUGCCAACCUUGCCAGCUUUCCCAUCAUGUAAGUGGUGAAUGCAGGACGGCCUUUGAAGGACUUUAAGGGAAACCACAAAAAUACUUCUGGCUUUUGCCAAAUCUCCCAGGGGCUGAAUGUGUCUGCCUUUGAUACACUGCAAUUGGAUUUUAACGUUUUUUUUGUUCGUCUUUGGAAAACACUUUGUACUUUCUGCAUUUAAAAGUAAGAUUUGGUGGAAGACCUGGUUCAGAAUGAUUGCUAAUUUUAUGGACUUUUGUGAAAGAUACAGUGCUGAUGUAUUUAUGAUCAAUUCCAGUUUACAGCUGCUUUUGUGCAACAUAUGGAUGUUGUCAAAUGGUGUUGGUCCAUAUGUUGGUUUUUUUACAUCUCCAGCUUUCUCAUGCUAUCUGUACCACUUCAUUUAGUUCUGUGUGUUAUUCGAUAAGAUUCCCCUGGUGGGGAUCCCCCAUCCCAGGAACAGUUCUGUUUUGUCCAAGCAAUGGAAUGUUGCUUGAAGUUG